AUGACCGAACCGACCAAGAUCCGCAUCUUGGGCUCCGAGAGCAUCAUCGCCGACUUUGGCCUCUGGCGAAACUAUAUCGCGAAGGACCUGGUUCACGGCUGUCCGUCAACUACCUAUGUUCUUAUCACAGAUACAAACAUUGGGUCAAUAUACAUACCGGGCUUCCAAAAGACCUUCGAAGAUGCCACCGCCACCUUGUCCCCCUCUCCCCGUCUUCUAGUCAACCAGAUACCUCCGGGGGAAAGCUCAAAAUCACGACAAACCAAGGCUGAUCUUGAAGAUUGGAUGUUGAGUCAGAAUCCGCCAUGUGGUAGGGAUACUGUGGUGAUUGCUUUGGGUGGAGGUGUGAUUGGAGACCUUGUUGGUUUCGUUGCCUCGACCUACAUGCGUGGCGUUCGCUUCGUACAGAAUCUCAUUGGUGCUAUCUGGCAACCAUCUAGGAUUUACAUCGAUCUCGAAUUCUUGGAAACAUUGCCGGUCAGGGAAUUCAUCAAUGGUAUGGCUGAGGUUAUCAAAACUGCUGCCAUUUCAAGCGAGGAAGAAUUUUCUGCCUUGGAGGACAAUGCGGAUACAAUUCUUUCUGCCGUUCACGCCGUGGCUAAACCCGGCCAGCGCCGUUUUGAUGCGAUUCGUGACAUUCUGAAGGCGAGAAUCCUGGCCUCAGCACGCCACAAGGCCAGCGUUGUAUCUGCGGACGAACGUGAAGGCGGUCUCCGAAAUCUCCUUAAUUGGGGGCAUUCCAUCGGUCACGCCAUCGAGGCUAUUUUGACUCCACAGAUCCUUCACGGUGAAUGCGUUGCAAUUGGCAUGGUUAAAGAGGCUGAGCUUGCGAGGCACCUAGGCAUUUUGAAAGAUGUUGCCGUGGCCCGGGUGAUCAAAUGUAUCUCCAGCUACGGCUUACCCACUUCAUUGAACGAUACGCGACUGAGACAGCUAACUGCUGGAAAACAUUGUUCUGUUGAUCAAUUGAUGUUCAACAUGGCUUUGGAUAAGAAGAAUGAUGGCCCAAAGAAGAAGGUUGUGCUUUUGUCUGCCAUCGGUCAACCUUACGAGCCAAAGGCCAGUGUUGUGUCAAAUGAGGACAUUAGAGUUGUCCUCGCACCAAGCAUUGAGGUUAUUCCGGGUACUCCGAAAGCACUUGACGUUACUUGUAUCCCUCCAGGUUCGAAGAGCAUUUCAAACAGGGCUCUUGUUCUCGCUGCUCUCGGUUCUGGUACGUGCCGCAUCAAGAACCUCUUACACUCCGAUGACACAGAGGUCAUGCUGAAUGCUCUGGAGCGACUUGGUGCUGCCACCUUCUCUUGGGAAGAUGAAGGAGAGAUACUUAUCGUGAACGGAAAAGGGGGCAAACUUGAAGCAAGCCCGACACCGCUGUAUCUCGGCAAUGCCGGUACGGCCUCGAGGUUCCUUACCACUGUUGCUACCCUGGCUACCGCUAGCAGUGUGGAUUCGAGUGUGCUUACAGGCAACAAUCGUAUGAAGCAAAGACCAAUUGGUGAUCUUGUUGACGCCUUGGUUGCAAAUGGAGCCAACAUCGAGUAUGUGGAAAAGCAAGGAAGUUUACCCCUCAAGAUCGCUGCUUCUGGCGGCUUUGCUGGGGGAAAUAUCAAUUUAGCGGCAAAAGUGUCCUCUCAAUACGUUUCCUCAUUGCUUAUGUGCGCUCCAUAUGCUAAGGAGCCUGUGACACUAAGGCUUGUGGGCGGGAAGCCUAUUUCCCAGCCAUAUAUCGAUAUGACUACGGAAAUGAUGAGGUCUUUCGGUAUCAACGUGCAGAAGUCGACCACAGAAGAACAUACUUAUCACAUCCCUCGUGGCCAUUAUGUCAAUCCUCCCGAAUAUGUUGUGGAAAGCGACGCCAGCUCCGCCACAUACCCGCUGGCCAUUGCAGCGAUCACUGGAACAACUUGCACAGUUCCAAAUAUUGGAUCCAAAUCUCUACAGGGUGAUGCUCGUUUUGCUGUUGACGUCUUGAGGCCAAUGGGCUGUGAUGUCAAGCAGACGGAUACCUCUACUACAGUUACCGGUCCCGCUGAUGGUGUCUUGAGACCUCUUCCCAAUGUUGACAUGGAGCCUAUGACAGAUGCGUUCCUCACGGCUUCCGUUCUUGCAGCUGUCGCCCGCGGCUCGGAAUCAAAUCAUACAACUCGUAUUUAUGGGAUUGCAAACCAGCGUGUUAAGGAAUGCAACCGAAUCAAAGCCAUGAAAGAUGAGCUUGCCAAAUUUGGCGUCAUCUGCCGUGAACAUGAGGACGGUCUUGAGAUAGACGGAGUGGAUCGUUCAGCCCUUUGGCAGCCAGCUGCUGGUGUCUUCUGUUAUGAUGACCACCGAGUCGCGUUCAGCUUCAGCGUCCUGUCGCUCAUCACUCCCAAGCCCACUUUAAUUUUGGAGAAGGACUGCGUGGGCAAGACCUGGCCAGGUUGGUGGGACACCUUGAAGCAGGUGUUCUCGGUUAAACUCGUUGGCAAGGAAUUGGAAGAAACGACAAGGUCUACUGCUCUCACCUGUGCUGAUAAGGCCAGCGCUUCGAUUUUCAUCAUUGGCAUGCGUGGAGCUGGGAAGACCACUACAGGACGGUGGGUGGCGAGGGCCUUGAACCGACCAUUUGUUGAUCUGGAUGAUGAGCUUGAGAGAGUCGAGGGUAUGGCCAUUCCGGAGGUUAUCAAGCAACAAGGCUGGCAAGGCUUCAGAGCCGCUGAACUUGCACUGUUGCAACGUACCAUCAAAGAGCGCUCGAAUGGCUUCGUCUUCGCCUGUGGUGGUGGAGUGGUUGAGAUGCCAGAAGCCAGAAAGUUACUUUCAGAUUACCACAAAAGCAAGGGCAAUGUCUUACUUGUGAUGCGCGACAUUAGUCAGGUUAUGGACUUUUUGAAGAUCGACAAGACCCGCCCAGCUUAUGUUGAAGAUAUGAUGGGCGUGUGGCUUCGCCGGAAACCCUGGUUCCAGGAAUGCAGUAACUUCCAAUACUUCAGCCAACCGGCAAGUUCAACAGACGCUGUUUCAGUGGCCUCAGAGGACUUCACUCGCUUCUUGCAGGUUAUUACGGGACAGUUGGACUGCCUUAGCAUCAUCAAGGAAAAGCAACACUCCUUCUUCGUUUCUUUGACCUUUCCCGACAUCCGUGAAGCAAGUGACAUUUUAAAGGAAGUCUGUGUGGGAUCUGACGCUGUUGAAUUGCGGGUGGAUCUCCUGCGCGAUCCGUCCUCUGACGAUGAGAUCCCGUCUGUGGAUUAUGUGGCAGAGCAGAUCUCUUUCCUGCGCAGCCGCGUUGCACUGCCGUUAGUUUUCACCAUCAGGACAAAGGGACAAGGAGGUCGCUUCCCCGAUGAUGCCUAUGAUGCUGCGAGACAGCUGUAUAAACUUGCAAUUCGGUCAGGAUGCGAAUUCGUUGACCUUGAAAUCACAUUCCCAGACGAACUACUACGCGCCGUGACCGAGAGUAAGGGUUAUACGAAGAUUAUCGCCUCACACCAUGACCCGAAAGGAAGCCUGUCAUGGGUAAAUAUGUCCUGGAUAAAAUACUAUAAUAGGGCACUAGAGUAUGGCGACGUGAUAAAGCUUGUAGGUGUUGCGAAGGAUUUCGACGAUAAUGCCUCCCUCAGGGGAUUCAAGAAAUGGGCCGAGGAAGCCCAUGAUGUCCCAGUGAUUGCAAUCAACAUGGGCAACAAAGGCCAAUUGAGCCGCAUCUUGAAUGGUUUUAUGACCCCAGUCUCUCACCCAAGCCUACCCUUCAAAGCAGCCCCAGGACAACUUUCGGCCACUGAAAUCCGCAAAGGCCUAUCCCUGGUGGGCCAGAUUGCACCGAAAAAGUUUGCCGUCUUCGGAUCCCCUAUCUCUGCGUCUCGUUCACCAGCCCUUCACAACACGCUCUUCUCACAGAUGGGAUUGCCCCAUAAAUACGGUCGACUGGAGACCACUAACAUCACAAACGUGAAGGAGUUUAUUCGUUCCCCAGAUUUUGGUGGUGCAUCGGUGACCAUUCCAUUAAAGUUGGACAUUAUGCCUCUCCUCGACGAGAUCUCUCCAGGAGCCGAGAUCAUUGGUGCUGUGAAUACAAUCGUUCCUGUCCAUGCGACCAAGGACCACAGUGACACUCCCCGACUUGUUGGCUAUAAUACGGAUUGGCAAGGUAUGGUACAAUGCUUUCACAAUGUUGGAGUUUACGGCUCGAGUGGGAAUGCGCCUGGCGUUGUGAUCGGCGGGGGUGGAACAGCUCGCGCGGCUAUCUUUUCUCUUCAUAGCAUGGGAUAUUCCCCCAUCUAUGUCGUGGGACGUACCCCCUCCAAGCUCGAGGGCAUGGUCUCCACGUUCCCGUCCAGCUACAAUAUCAUUAUCGUGGACCACCAUACCAAGAUGCAAGCCAUCCCGCAUGUGGCCAUUGGAACGAUUCCAGGCGACAAACCGAUCGAUCCUGCCACGCGCGAGACCGUCUGCCACAUAUUCGAGCGUGCUCAACAAGACGAUGUAGCGGUGGGAAGGAGCCCCGGUGAUAAAUCUGGCCGUGUGCUAUUGGAAAUGGCGUACAAGCCCUCCAUAACGCCGUUGAUGCAAUUGGCAGCAGAUGCUGGAUGGACGGCCAUUCCUGGUCUUGAGGCUCUUGUAGGACAGGGAAUGUAUCAGUUUGCGCAUUGGACCGGUAUCUCUCCAUUGUACAAAGAUGCGAAGGCAGCAGUAAUGGGGACAGCAACCGGCAGCCCGGCAUCGUGAAUGGGAUUCCAAUCCUGUUUAUGAGAGAUUUGAUGUGAUCCUUUUCUCGUGGCUUGGAAUAUGACUGUCAUGCAAUGUAAUUCCUUUAUCUAUCUCCUCUUUUCCCUUCCUAAAAAAGCUUUUUUGGCUCUGAAAAGUUCAUCGUUGGCAUCUUGUGCAACUGCUCGAUCAAUUAGAUGCAUGGAAAUUCAUUUCUUGGAUGGAAUUGUUUCUAGGAAGUAGAGUGAAUUAGGAGCGAUAAUCGUAUACAACGUA
Messenger RNA from Monascus purpureus, 4959 nucleotides. NCBI's taxonomy places the organism in Eukaryota, Fungi, Ascomycota, Eurotiomycetes, Eurotiales, Aspergillaceae. The record is from the annotation of a GenBank genome assembly.